Molecule: messenger RNA, 716 nt
Organism: Ixodes scapularis (black-legged tick)
Lineage: Eukaryota; Metazoa; Arthropoda; Arachnida; Ixodida; Ixodidae
Exons: 6
Coding region: 15-716 (233 amino acids)
Source: RefSeq, a predicted model, not a curated record
GGCACCCUUGGCGCAUGCGCAGUGAGCGUGUCGAGGCAGAUCCCGCGCAAUUCGGCGACUUUGUGGACGUGUUUUUGGUUCGCCGCACUCAAACCUGGAGAUUUCACGGUGUCUGUCUGGACGGAACAUUGAGCCUGCCCCAAGAUGUCCUCCUCCUCGUGACAUUCCUAUGUUCAAGCCCCAAAAAUGAUGCUGUGCUCGAGUGGAGCCUCAAAAUCAACAAGGCCGAGGCAGAGUUCAAAGAUCAAAACGCAGCAGCUGUCUGCCUCCUCCCAUUGCUUGCAUCCUACUUUCAAGAAAACCUCGGAGAGCUCUUCCAGUUACAUCAGGUGAUAACAGAAAUCACAGAGGAGUUUCGUAACAGUCUGCCUGCUUCUCCUGUAAUUGUUGCACUGGGCCGCUCACUUUUCGAAUGCAGCUGCCAGCUGUUUGUGGACCAUGAGGUGAUGGUGGAAGAUGUGGGCUUUCUGCAAGCUGUGGAGCUCCUUUUCGCCCUUUAUUAUUGUUUAAACAUCCAGUAUGCCAAAGGUGCGGGAACCACACUUGAGUUCAUUCAGAGAUACCAGGUUGGUAUCAAACAACAUGAUGGGUCACGGCAGGAGGCCGGGAGGUCGAAAGGAGCUCGGGCAAGAGCAAUCAAAGCCGCCACAGAUCUUGCUGCUUUUGAGAAAAAAUGGAACAGUGAGUACAUAUUUGAUUUGGCAUGUCUCAUCUGA